UAGUACUCAAACUCCUUCGUUUAAUUACUUGGCCGCUUUGCAAAGACAAAACCUCUUCUCCUUCUCCACUCUCUUUGUUCUCACAAAAGCCCAUCAACAACAAAAAUGGCGUUUCAAAAGAUCAAGGUCGCCAACCCCAUAGUUGAGAUGGACGGUGAUGAAAUGACUCGAGUAUUUUGGAAAUCAAUUAAGGAUAAGCUUAUUUUCCCUUUUCUGGAGUUGGACAUAAAGUACUUUGACCUUGGCCUUCCACAUCGUGACGCUACUGAUGACAAAGUUACAAUUGAAAGUGCAGAAGCCACUCUCAAGUACAAUGUGGCAAUCAAGUGUGCUACCAUUACUCCAGAUGAGGGUCGGAUGAAGGAGUUUAGCUUGAAGCAGAUGUGGAAGAGUCCAAAUGGGACAAUUAGGAAUAUUUUGAAUGGCACUGUCUUUAGAGAGCCAAUCAUUUGCGAGAAUGUUCCCCGGCUGGUACCAGGCUGGACAAAACCCAUCUGUAUUGGAAGGCACGCUUUUGGUGAUCAAUAUCGAGCAACUGAUACUGUUAUUAAAGGAGCUGGAAAACUUAAAUUGGUGUUUGUACCAGAAGGAAAAGAUGAGAAGACAGAGCUUGAGGUCUACAACUUUACGGGCGAGGGGGGAGUAGCAAUAGCCAUGUAUAACACUGAUGAGUCCAUCCGAUCUUUUGCUGAGGCUUCUAUGAACACUGCUUAUCAGAAAAAGUGGCCACUUUACCUUAGCACCAAAAAUACUAUUCUUAAGAAAUAUGAUGGAAGAUUCAAGGACAUAUUCCAAGAAGUUUACGAGGCAAAAUGGAAAUCACAGUUCGAAGCUGCUGGGAUUUGGUAUGAACACCGUCUCAUUGAUGAUAUGGUAGCUUAUGCUGUCAAAAGUGAAGGGGGUUAUGUCUGGGCAUGCAAAAACUAUGAUGGAGAUGUCCAGAGUGAUUUUCUAGCUCAAGGUUUUGGAUCUCUUGGAUUGAUGACAUCAGUACUGGUAUGCCCUGAUGGAAAGACAAUAGAAGCAGAAGCAGCUCAUGGAACAGUCACACGUCAUUACAGGGUUCAUCAGAAAGGUGGUGAAACCAGCACAAACAGCAUAGCUUCUAUCUUUGCUUGGUCACGAGGACUUUCACACAGGGCGAAGUUGGAUGACAACGCGAGACUCCUAGAUUUCACUGAGAAGCUAGAAGCUGCAUGCAUUGGGGUUGUUGAAGCUGGGAAGAUGACCAAGGAUCUGGCACUUCUUAUCCAUGGAUCCAAGGUUACUAGGGAACAGUAUCUGAAUACUGAAGAGUUCAUUGAUGCCGUUGCUGCAGAGCUGAGAGCAAGACUCUCUGCUUAAGCUCAAUUCUGCGCACACAGGCAAGUCAAUUGAGAAGCAAGCUCUUGGGGUGAUUUGAGCUUUUGCUGAGAAGAAAUUAUAAUAAGACGGGGAAUCGGGGGCUGGGGUUAUGGUUCUCAUUUAAAUGCUGGAACUGAGGGAUCUCAUGUUGAUUACUUGAACUUAAUUUUUAAUUUAAAGUCGUCUUUAUUUGAAUUUUUAA
Pistacia vera is the source of this 1546-nucleotide messenger RNA. Its product is annotated as isocitrate dehydrogenase [NADP]. Gene Ontology annotation, molecular function: isocitrate dehydrogenase (NADP+) activity; NAD binding; magnesium ion binding. Lineage: Eukaryota; Viridiplantae; Streptophyta; Magnoliopsida; Sapindales; Anacardiaceae. Gene Ontology annotation, cellular component: mitochondrion. The coding region runs from base 106 to 1344 and encodes 412 amino acids. Gene Ontology annotation, biological process: isocitrate metabolic process. The record is from RefSeq and is a predicted model, not a curated record. The transcript is spliced from 16 exons.